This is a messenger RNA of Vicia villosa (hairy vetch), 420 nucleotides long. RefSeq lists its product as uncharacterized. The record is from RefSeq and is a predicted model, not a curated record. The coding region runs from base 1 to 420 and encodes 139 amino acids. The transcript has a single exon. Lineage: Eukaryota; Viridiplantae; Streptophyta; Magnoliopsida; Fabales; Fabaceae.
AUGCUCGAGACUAUCGAAGAAAGAAAGAAGCAGGAGAAAAAAGAUGGUGAUGAAGUGAAAUAUGCUCAUGCUGGAGAUAGUUAUUCUGAGGAUGUGAUACUAAUGGAAAAUACGCAAUCGAGCAAUGAGCAAACCAAAACGUGGCACCUAGAUUCAGGAUGCAGCAACCACAUGACUGGUAAUAAAAACUGGUUCACCAAGUUAGAUGAAUCAGUCAAGAAAGUGAUCAAGUUUGCAGAUGGCAGACACGUCAGAUUAGGUGGUAAAGGAAACAUAUAUGUGGUUAGAAAUGAUGGUCGAAAAGCCAACAUCAUUGAUAUGUUGUAUGUACCUUUGAUGACAAGUAACUUGAUAACCAUAGAUCAAUUGCUUGCGAAAGGGUACAACUUGAUGGUAGAAAAGAAUCAGAUGAAAGUAUAA